Molecule: messenger RNA, 915 nt
Organism: Cornus florida
Lineage: Eukaryota; Viridiplantae; Streptophyta; Magnoliopsida; Cornales; Cornaceae
Product: universal stress protein A-like protein
Exons: 4
Coding region: 205-726 (173 amino acids)
Source: RefSeq, a predicted model, not a curated record
CAAAACCGCAAGCCCAUACCACAAACCGCCCACAGAACCCAGCCACCGACACACAGCCAUAACUAUAUACUAGUCUAUUAGAUACAAUAUAUAUACAUACACAUGUAUAUCGCUUCAAUAGUUAUCUCAAAAGCCAAAAAGUGUAUUACACAGCAAAUAUUUUUCAGGUGAUUCCAACCGUUCGAUCGAGCAUAUUUCCGGCAGAUGGCUGACGUGGAAGCAAGAGAGCGCAUGAUCUUAGUGGCCGUCGAUGGAGGCGAAGAGAGCAUGUACGCGCUCUCAUGGUGCCUCAAGAACGUAGUUUACGAAAAUUCCAAAGAUACCCUCAUCCUCCUCUACGCUAAAUCACCUCGAGCUGUGUACCCAGCUCUAGACGGAACAGGUAGGAGAGAACGCGCCGAAGGGUAUUUGUUUUCGUCUGAGAUACUGGCGAGCAUGGACAAGUACAACAACGAUGUGGGCAAUUGCGUGAUAGAGAAAGCGAAGAGGCUUUGCAAGGAGGUGAAAGAUGUUAAGGUGGAGGCUAAGGUAGAGCUCGGAGAUCCGAGGGAUGUGAUUUGUCAGAUGGCGGAGAAGUUGGGUGUUGAUAUGGUUGUCAUGGGAAGCCACGGUUAUGGUCUGAUCAAGAGGACAUUUUUGGGGAGUGUAAGCAAUCACUGUGCACAGAACGUGAAGUGUCCUGUUUUGAUUGUGAAGAAGCCAAAGUCAGUUGGUGGUGAUAAAUAAUUUUGUAACAUUUUGACUUCUAGUUAUUGGCUUGUGGUGUUGUGGAGAUAUUGUUGUAAGCUGGUCAAUGUUCAUCUUUUGGCCUCUUUCUUACGUUAUUGGUGGUGGCUUUGAUCAAUACAUGUAUAUACAAUGCAACAGUGUGUGAUGUAAAUGACAUAAGUGGACUCAUUUUCAGUUUUGGAUUAA